ACAAUAUAUUAAGCCUCUCACCACACGUACUCACUCGAUCGCACGCUUACUCUCACCGCACCGGCUCUGCGCAGAGCUUGAUUGCCGUGGCAAUGGAGGACGCGGCAAGCAAGAAGGCCUACGUGGUCGCUGUAGUCGUGCAGGUGAUCUACACCGGCUUGUCCGUGUUAUCCAAGGCGGCCUUCAACGACGGGAUGAGCAUUUUCGUCUUCAACUUCUACCGCCAGGCGACCGGCUCCCUCCUCCUGCUCCCUCUCGCUCUCCUCUUCCAAAGGAAAAAUAUGAUGUCGAUGCCGUUAGCGCUGCUGUUGAAGCUCUUCUUGUGCGCAUUGUUCGGGAAUACAUUGAGCUUAAAUAUGUACAGUGUUAGCCUGAAACUUACAUCGGCAACGCUGGUGGCAGCAGCAGGCAACGCCGUGCCUGCGGUCACCCUCUGCCUGGCACUGGUACUCAGGAUGGAGGUGGUGAACCUGAGGAGCUCCUCUGGCAUAGCCAAGGUUAGCGGUGCAGCGCUCUGCCUCGCUGGCGUCUUGGUCAUGGCCUUCUACACCGGGCCAGGGCUCAGCCCCGUUAACCACCACCAUGCCUUCGCCGCCCACGCUCCGGGCUCCGGCGGCCACACGAGUACCUCAAAGGCGGCAUGGAUCGCAGGGACGUUCCUCAUGGUCAUCAAUAACAUGGCGUAUUCCCUCACAGCCGUCUGGCAGGCUAGAAUCCUCAAGGAGUUCCCUAACAGGAUGCUCGUGGCCGUCUCACUCUGCGUGUUCAGCGCGCUGCAGUCGCUGGUCGUCGCCGCAGUGGCCGAGAGGGACUUCUCUAGGUGGAAGCUCCGGCUGGACGUCAGCUUGCUCGCCAUCGCUUACACUGGGUUUGUGGUGACUGGAGUGUCCUACUACCUGCAAGCGUGGAUCGUGGAGAUGAAGGGGCCCGUCUUCUUCGCAGCCUGGCUCCCGCUCUACUCCGUCUUCACAAUGUUUUGCUCCUCAUUCUUCUUGGGAGAGAUUGUUCACCUCGGCAGUAUUUUGGGUGGAAUCCUGCUGAUUGGAGGACUUUACAGCGUGUUGUGGGGUAAAAGCAGGGACAGUAUGUCUGAUGGAUCAAACAGCGAGAUGAAUAAGAUCGAUGGUGCACAAGAUGAGCAGGAGCGCAAUAAACCUGACGCACCUGAGGAAGCAAAAUCAGCAGCAGCGGGUGAAAAAGUCUGAUGGAUCACGGAAGCAGCUUGACCUGCAGGUCACCUUUUGCUUAAGUAUUUUUGUUGUGGGACAAGGGAGAUGCCCAAACCCUGAGAUCGUUGCGAACACUUAGGGCAUCACGUUAAGGAAAGUGUUCUAGAGUAUUUUUCAUGUGAAUGUACUGUUGACAGUAUAAUAUGGCUGAAAUGCCCCUUGUUUUUCUCCUA
Messenger RNA from Setaria italica (foxtail millet), 1402 nucleotides. Its product is annotated as WAT1-related protein At5g64700. The transcript is spliced from 7 exons. The record is from RefSeq and is a predicted model, not a curated record. NCBI's taxonomy places the organism in Eukaryota, Viridiplantae, Streptophyta, Magnoliopsida, Poales, Poaceae. Gene Ontology annotation, cellular component: plasma membrane. Bases 93 to 1205 code for a protein of 370 amino acids. Gene Ontology annotation, molecular function: transmembrane transporter activity.